UGGCGGAGGCUGGCGCACGCGCGAUACGCGCUCGCACAUGUUGGGUAGGACUCGCGGUUCGCUUUAGGCCGUGGCAGAAAUGGAGACGGAGAGCGCCGCUGCGGUUGACGGUUUCACCCCGCUGACGCGCAGAGGGGGCCGGCGGGCGAAGAAGCGACCGGCGGAGCAGCCAGACGCUGCGGGGCAGGACGCAGACACCGGCCGCAUGGACGUGGAGGCAGCCAGGCCGGCGAAGAGGCCGGCCUUCCCUCCGCUCUCGGGGGACAGGCUGCUGAGUGGGACAGAAGAAACAAGGAAAAUUCCAGUCCCAGCUAAUAGAUACACGCCGCUAAAAGAAAACUGGAUGAAGAUAUUUACUCCUAUUGUAGAACACUUGGGACUUCAGAUACGCUUUAACUUGAAAUCAAGGAAUGUGGAAAUCAAGACUUGUAAAGACACUAAGGAUGUCAGUGCUCUGACAAAAGCAGCUGAUUUUGUAAAGGCAUUUGUUCUUGGAUUUCAGGUGGAGGAUGCACUUGCCCUUAUCAGGCUGGAUGACCUCUUCCUAGAGUCUUUUGAAAUUACAGAUGUUAAGCCCCUAAAGGGAGAUCACCUGUCAAGAGCAAUAGGAAGAAUCGCUGGCAAAGGAGGAAAAACCAAGUUUACUAUAGAGAAUGUGACACGGACACGGAUUGUUUUGGCAGAUGUGAAAGUUCACAUUCUUGGCUCAUUUCAGAACAUCAAGAUGGCAAGAACUGCCAUUUGCAACCUCAUCUUAGGAAAUCCUCCAUCAAAGGUUUAUGGCAACAUUCGAGCUGUGGCUAGCAGAUCAACAGAUCGGUUUUGAUUUUCGUCUUUGGACUUUAAAGAAAAAGACCUUCCACUUUGCAGAUGUUCACAUAAAACCACAUGAAGAAUUUUUCAGCGACUUUAUGCUCAGGUCUCUUCCUUGGUUUUCAGCCAGAAGCAUAAACAGAAAGGAAAGGUUUAACAGCAAUUAUACUUUAAAUACUGUCUCCCUAUAUGAAAACGAUGCUUAUUUUUGCAUUAUUUUAUAUGGAAGGAACUCACUUCAUUAAACAUAUUACUUAGAUA
Nannospalax galili (Upper Galilee mountains blind mole rat) is the source of this 1074-nucleotide messenger RNA. It is a transcript of the gene Pno1, whose product is annotated as partner of NOB1 homolog. Gene Ontology annotation, cellular component: nucleolus. Gene Ontology annotation, molecular function: RNA binding. NCBI's taxonomy places the organism in Eukaryota, Metazoa, Chordata, Mammalia, Rodentia, Spalacidae. The coding region runs from base 80 to 826 and encodes 248 amino acids. The record is from RefSeq and is a predicted model, not a curated record. The transcript is spliced from 7 exons.